This is a messenger RNA of [Candida] anglica, 3802 nucleotides long. NCBI's taxonomy places the organism in Eukaryota, Fungi, Ascomycota, Pichiomycetes, Serinales, Debaryomycetaceae. The record is from the annotation of a GenBank genome assembly.
ACAGUACAUAAAACACAAUUCAGACAUUGGUUAGAUCAGUUGGCCAAUUCCACGUUUCCUCUAUCUCUAAAUAAUCCCAUGACACUGCCAUCGGAUGAGGUGCGACUGCUUUCACAAGAGCUCUUUUCUGAAAUCAAACCAUUUUGUGUGGAGUUAACCAAUUUGGCACUUUUACCAACUGGUGCCUUUGAUGGAGAUUCUAGAAGCUUACUAGACGCAUUGGCCAAGGUAGAAAACACAUUAAAAAAGCAUUAUCUGAGACAUAAAGGAGUUCAAUAUCGUUUAUCAGCCAAUAUAGCUGAUUACAUAUUCUUCCCAUUAUCAAAUCUUUUACAGAAACCAAGUUUAAAUGAUUCCAUUAUUCAAUACAUCCUUGGAAUAUUAGCAUUCCUACUUGAGCAUGUGUGGAGCUUUGACCCAAAUCCUGCUUUAAUGGGUCAAUUGUACCCAUUGGUGACGUUUUUAUUGGGGGGAGCUAAUACUUCCAGUCAACAGAAAUCCAAACUUCUAACUGCCAAUCUUACCGUUGAAUUCAAAUAUUCUGGGAUUCUGUGUAUCAACACAAUAAUCAAAUCAUUGCCACCAGAUUUCUACGGUCAAUCUACUAAGAAUUUGGGGUUAUUGGGGAAUACAAUUACUGUAGUUCUUGAAGUUAUAGAGAGUUGCACCAAUCCAACUUCAACAGAAGAAAUUGAACUUGUUACAUUAAGUUUAGACACCCUCACAUUAUUAUACGCCACACACAUUACUCCCGAGAAUGCGUCACAUGUUUUCCCCGGUACUAUCUCUAAAUUGAUCAAUUUCUACACUAUGUCAAGGUCUUUAAAUUUCAAGAUUAUUUGCGAUAUCUUACGCCUUAUUCGAAUCAUGAUUGUAAAAGUUUUCAGCGAUGAAAGCUUACAAAUCGAAGUAAGGGAAUCGAAGGAGAUGACAUUAGAAGAUCUUGGUGAAAUGUGGGAUGAAGAUGACAAUCAAUCCGAUCAGAACCUACAAACAACUCUUGUUGCUAUACCAUUUGACAUGCCAACUAAUACUGUCCAUAGAACAAAGUCAUGGCUUAAAGCAACUUCUAAGCAACUUAAAAUCUCAUUAGUGAUAUUAUUCAAAGAUCUUCUUUCUAAUGCAAACAAUGUAUUGAAGGUUCAAAACAAACUUGAAAUACAACAAGAGAUAAUCCAAUUUUUCAAACAAACCAUCAAUAAUUGUUUUAUCUCAUUAUUCAACGAGUUGAUCCCACUUGCAUUUGAUAUAUUUUCCAUGUUAAUAUCCGUGCGCACCCAGAGAUCUGGAUCUCGAUGGGUUGAAGAUGAAUCAGCAAUGGUGUCGAGUCUCAGUGAAGUGUUCACUGGAUCUUCAAUAGAUUACAAUAAAGGGAAAGUCUUGUAUAACCAAGUUCAAUUAAAAUUAUCAGACUUGAUUAACAAUAGACUUUCAUCCGUCAUGGUUUCUAUCGACAGUGAUAGAAUUCGAUUAUAUAUAAUAUCAAUGAAGUUCCAAUUUAAAGUACUUCUGUUACUUUCUCAAAAAUUAAGCAUGGGUCAAGAGGAAAAUGAAUUAUUAAUUACGAACUUAGUUGGUCUCUUACAAAAUGAAUUAGUAAGGUCCUUUGUAUAUGGAGCACAAAAGAAAGUUAACAAGAAAGAUAUUCUUUCUAUUUUAUCUGGACAAAAGACAGUUACAACUACCAAUAACGAGACUGAACAAGAACUGGUCAAAGAAAAUAAAUUUGAUGAAGUUGAAUUACCCCCAUAUAUAGAUGCAACUAAGAUUGCGACAAUCAACACACAACAGCAACUGACAUCAUCUUCACCGUCCACUUAUUCAAACAACAUAGCCAUGUUGGCCACUACUGAUAUUGACAAAUUAACUCGAGUAGAUAAUGAAAUUGAUAAUUACUUUCAGGGUAUAUUCACGGCUAGUAUUGAAUCCCAAAUUGUCGAAUUAAUAACUUACUUGGGUAACUUGAAUAAUUCCAACUUAUCUUUAACAUUAAUUGAAAACAUUUUGACACAAGAACUGUUUGCAAUUUCUGAUGAUUCAGAACUGAUAUUAAACAAGAGUAUUGGGCUUUGGAUGGCCAACAAUUUAUUCUCUAAAGUGAAACAGAAAAAUAAAGUUGUGGACUCAAAGUUCAAUAUCGAUGAUUUUUUAGUGUUUGAUGAAGAUCAAAGUGAAGUUACCAAAGAAUAUACCAGCGGAGUUAUUGACCAUUCAGAGAGUCCAAUGGAAGUUUUGGAAGAUGUAACAUACAUGAUUAUGAAUUCUUCUCAGGAAUUGAUAGAUAUGGCUUCCGAAAAGUUGAGAGAUCCCGAGAGUUUAAAAGUUGUUUCCAAACAAUCUACCACCAAUAAUUUUAAAGUUUAUGAGAUGGCCUAUGCCGUGGCUAUUGAUUCGUUAGGUACACUAUCAGGUCAAAUGACUCAAGUAGAUUUCCAACAGGAUUUCCUUAUUGAAUACUUGUAUCCAUUGCUAGAGGCGCUUACAUUUCUGAGUACGCCAUUAGUCCAAUCUCGUGCACGUAUCUCAUUAGAAAAAAUCGUUAGUAACCACUACCAUGGAUCAUUGGAAAACUUAAUUAUGGAAAAUCUGGAUUAUCUAGUCGAUUCUCUCAGUUUAAAACUUUCAGUUGCAAGUUCUCUAUCACCAGCGUUACCUGGAAUACUUCUCGUCAUUCUCAAGAUAUGUGGCGUUCAACUAUUGUUAGAAAAUCAAUUGCUGGAUAUUUUGUCUGAAAUGUUCACAUUAAUUGAUUCAUACCAUGGAUAUGCCUCGUUGGUCGAGGGGUUCUUUAUUGUGUUCGAGGAGCUCAUCCAACAAGUCAAAAUUCAUUUUGCCCGAGAUUCAGUUAAGAGAAUUAUGAAUGAUUCAGAAAACAUUUCAAAAUAUAAGCCCUGGGGUAUGCAGAAUGUAAAUCAAUUACUCAAGUUGAUCAGCGACUCUGAGAAAGUCAUUGAUCCAUAUGGAGAUUAUGAUUCUUCGAAGGAAUAUUUCAAGAGAAAGAGCGACAAGCCAUUUAGUGAACAAUUUUCAGACUCCGAUGAUGAAGAUAGUGACAAUGAAGACGAUAACGACGAACAACCUAAAGAAACAAAGGAGGAGGACAUUUGGACAUCAAAUAUUCCUAAGCCAAUUUAUCUUGUCCUCGAAAAGAUAUUUAACUACGGUUUCCGUUUAUUGUCACAUUCUUCUCUCAGUUUAAGAAUUCGCAUAUUGAACAUGUUGUCUCAAGUCUAUCCAUUGCUAUGUACCGAUUAUAAAUUGGUCUUACCUCUAAUUUCUAGACAUUGGCCAGUCUUAAUGUCUCUUGCUGGAGGUGCUUCCAAUUUAUCUGUGGCAACCACUGAACUUUCACACGAGAAUUCCAAAUUCAUCCUCCCAUGCUUGACGCUAUUAACUGUCAUCAUUGAACAAGAUCGCGAGCAAGAUGAGGCCUUCUUAGGACGUAAGUUCUUGGAAAUGUGGGAUUUCUUAACCACUCGCUCUCAUCUUUUCCCAGGAAAUAAUAAAACCAGGGGUAAACCUACGUCCUCCGUUGUUAUUCUGAAUCCAAAAAUCAUAUCGGCGUAUGCAAAGCUUGUUAUUACUGGUCUCGAUAUAUAUAAAAGAAUCAUUCCAGACUCGGUAGCUUUUGAAAUGACUACAUUUUGCUGGAAAUCAGGUCUUCUAAAAUCAAACUCCGACCUUUCAAACAUCGGAAUCGAAACUCGUAAUAUCCUUUGGGUUUUGAAAGAAAACUACAAGUAUCAAUAGAUAAAAUUAAUACCAUAUCCAGUAUAUUCCUUUUAUUUAAACGUGUAUUCAU